AUGGACACGGAACACGAGGCAAAAAUGGCCGAUCCCAAGCGAACGGUGCAGGCGUGCGAUCUGUGUCGCCAGAAGAAAUCGCGGUGUUGUGGCACUCGACCCACGUGUGCAAACUGCGUGCGCAGCGGCUCCAGCUGUGUGUACGCAGCCCAAGCGCGCAAACGACGACGAACCAAGCUGGAGGUGAUGGAGGAAAAGCUGCAGAUCAUGUCGCAGGACGAAAACUGCGACGUUGCGGCGCGACAGGAGCUGCUCGAGAGCUUUGCACGCCGACUGGAGAAGAAACGAAAGACUGAGAGGAUCGACAGUCAAGUCAACAAUGUGGUGCCCCAGAUGUUUGCUGGAAUGGUGGCUACGCCCUCGGAAACGCCCACAGACGUUCAGACAACCAUGAACGCCAUGGUCACGCCAUCCACGACCCCUCCAGAUCCGAUACAGGCCCAACAGGCCCAACAGGCCGUCGAACCCAUUAUGGAUGUCCAACACAUCACCCCAGACACACAGAACCUGGCGAAUCACGACACCCACGACUCUCAUGAUACCCACGAUUCUCACGACACCCACAAUACCAACCACAACACGCUAACAUAUUCCAACCCGUUCACAUAUGACGACCCCAUGGCCAACCGGCCCGUCUUCUGCUCCACUUCCGACGCUGGUCUUCGGUGGAUUGAGACACAGACGUGCGACGUUGGAUUCCACAAACGGUACUCCCACCUGACUGAGUCACUGUUUGAAACGGGACUCAACUUUCUACGCAACUGGAGACCACCGGUGCUGCCUAGCAGACCGAUUUGCAUGAACGAAGACGUGCUGCGGUUUCUGGCACGCACGUUUCUGGAGGCUGCUAACCCUUAUCUCGAUAUUGUGGAUGAUGUCGACGUGCUGAGGGUCUUCAAUGUGGUCAUUGAAUCCGAUAAUGCCAAGCAGGAUGAAUAUUACAGAGACGGCCACGUCCAGCUGUAUAAUCUCUCGUGUCCCGAGUCUCUGCUUUUCCACAGCUGCGUGCUGGUCAGCUUGGAGAUUUUCAUGGACGUGACACGCAACAAAAACGCAGCUGAACUCGCAGACACAAUCUUGCCAUUGGAGAAGGCCACAGCUGUAAGAGACCAGGUCUAUAUCAAUGCCCAGAGAGACUACAUGAAGCUCAUUAGUGGUGGAGGAGGACCCGAGGGUCUAGGAAAUACAUCAGAUACAAGUAACUACACACAACUAUCUCUACAGGCUUGCUUGGUGUUAUUGACUAGUACCACGGCGUCCAGUGAACCUCAACUGAUGGAACCUCUCAUAACAACCUGCAUGAGACUCUGCUACCAGAUGAGAUUGCACAGAGAAGAAAGCAUUGGGUUUAUGAGCCGACAUCGAACUCUCAGAAAUUGCUUUUGGGUCACCUAUAUGUUUGAGGCCACUUUUCUGGGCCGGUUGGCUCGUCGUCCUCUGGUUCGAGACUAUGACAUUUCUCUCUUGUACCCCGAAUCGACUCUUCAAGACCAACACCAUGGUCCUUUCACACCCAAGAUGCACUCCACUGCCAACACCCCCUGCAACUCGUGGUUGAAUCCAUACAUUCGUCUGUGCCGUCUUCAGUCUCGUGUCUGUGACGAGCUGUACAAUAACGUGUUUCCUCCCGAUACACGUGACCCUGUGGAGCUGUUACACAUUGCCUCAAAACUCGACUCCGAGCUACAAUCGUGGCGAGCCUCAGUUCCUCAUGAUCUCGACUUUGAAGCCGAGUAUGAUGCAGUGCAUCCUAUCGUUCUGGAAGCAUAUGCUCCCUUACAUGGAGUGCACAUCCGACCCGUCAAUAUCCAGGGUCUCAUCAACGAACGGUGUUGCAACGCUUACAGAUUCCGGGUUCGAAACCUCGGUCUCACUCUGCUCAACUGCAUGUAUUUGCACGUGACCAUUCUCAUCCACAAGACUUUCUUCUGGUACCCGCGAUGGGCUCUUCCGGUCAACCUGAGUUUUGUGAGGCCCACUUUUGGCUCGUACGACGUUGACGCGACUGCGCAGGCUCUCAAUCCAGCAGAGUACAGCAGCAACGGCAACUACAUUCCACCGCAUCGAAACGAGCAUUUUUCUGCGUCCUUCUCACAGAACAGGUCUUACACACAGAGCAACCAGUCCACCGGACAGGCGUUCAACCUGCCACAUGUUGAUAUUCCUUCCAAGCGUGUGUUUGCUUCCAACUCGUUGGUCCGAUCCUCUGCUCGAAAGAUCUGCAACGCUCUGACCCGUAUGGAUAUGCGAUACACGUCGUUCAUUUGGAUCUUUGCCUUCUUUCCCACAGUAGCGUUCGAUGUGCUAUUCCAGACGAUCAUCCUCACUCCUCUGGACUCUACCACGUCAGCGGAUCUGUCCCGGAUGCGGUUCUGCAUCAACUUCAUGAAGAAACUGAAAAACUCCAACAUCAAAACGUCUGAGCAGGUGUUUCUGCCCAUCUACGAGCAGCUGUUGGCGUACGCCACGGGCUUUGUGAGCAACUGUUUGACCACAAACGACGACGAUGUCCAAGACAAGGGCGUGGGCGGAGAACUCGGCUUCUUCCCUCAAGCUACAGGAGACUCAUACUGGGAUGGAUCCACUGGGGAGAUGCCUGAAUUUGUGGCAAUGUCCAAUACUGCUCCUGUUAUGAUGCCAGGUGAGUCGUGGACUCACAGCGGAGAUGAGAAUCGAGUGGUGAGGAGGGUCAUGUAG
Yarrowia lipolytica CLIB122 is the source of this 2697-nucleotide messenger RNA. RefSeq lists its product as uncharacterized. Gene Ontology annotation, biological process: DNA-templated transcription; regulation of DNA-templated transcription. Gene Ontology annotation, molecular function: DNA binding; zinc ion binding; DNA-binding transcription factor activity, RNA polymerase II-specific. Lineage: Eukaryota; Fungi; Ascomycota; Dipodascomycetes; Dipodascales. The record is from RefSeq and is a predicted model, not a curated record.